Penicillium alfredii is the source of this 2541-nucleotide messenger RNA. RefSeq lists its product as uncharacterized. The coding region runs from base 1 to 2541 and encodes 846 amino acids. Gene Ontology annotation, molecular function: GTPase binding. The record is from RefSeq and is a predicted model, not a curated record. The transcript is spliced from 4 exons. Lineage: Eukaryota; Fungi; Ascomycota; Eurotiomycetes; Eurotiales; Aspergillaceae.
AUGGACACGACCGAGCGGCGCGGGGCCUCUAGCGAGAUCGACCCCGGCCACGACCACAAUCCCGACCACAGCCCCGUCUCCUCGCCCGACCCCAAACAGGAACUUCCGGAUGACUUGCCCAAGUCGCUGGACGACCGUCGGUCCGUCCCCGUCUUCCAGGAGACCGAGAUGUACGACGCUUGGCAAGGGCAAUCGCAAUUCCUGACUACUCCCGUUGCCGCAAAGCCGUUGCCUUUCAGCCUCACCCUCGACGACCACUCGCACGACCCCGAGCAUGACCUGCGCGCCCAAUAUGGCCGCGACCCCGAGGAUAACGAUGCCCGGCUGAUGGAGAUGCUGGCGGCGCAGGCUGCUCACCGUGAAGUUGAUUCGCUGGGUGCGGAUGAGGAGACUAUCGCAGGCGACGAGAAAUUGACCGACGCCGAGAAGAAGGAUAUCUUGCAGAAGAGCCUCAACAUGGCGGCAAGUAACGGCGAUGUCGAGCGGGUGCGCAAGCUGGUUCGAGGACAGGCGAAGAACUACGUCGAUGUCAAUAUGCCGGAUGAAGAAGGGACUGUGCCUUUGAUUUAUGCCAGUUGUUUUGGCCAUCAUGAAGUCGUUUCGGCUCUUCUCGAGGCCGGCGCUUUUGUCGACAAGCAGGAUCGUAACCAGUGGAGCGCACUCAUGUGGGCAAUGACCAACCGACACAAGACCAUCGCAAAAGUUCUCCUCGAUCAUGGUGCCUCGCCGGAUAUUAAGUCCUCAUCGGGAGGCACGGCUUUUGACUUUGCACAGCCCGGAAGCGAGAUUUCCGAAUACUUGCAUGAAAAUGGCUAUAAUCUUGGCCCUAGUGGCGUUGAAGAGGAUUUUUAUGAUGCCGGGUUGGCACAUGGCCGUUUCGAAGAGGAAAUCGCCGAAAACGAGAUGAAACGACGGAUGAUGAUGGAAGAGAGCGCGAUCAAUCUGGAAGUUGACUUGUCUAGCUUGGGGAUAGACGAGAAGAUGGAGUCACUGGAUGACGAUGAGUUAGAGGAAGAACAGCAAGAAUUUGUUUGGGAACGAUGCCUGAACGACCAGAUGUUCGUGUUCCAAGAUCAUGAGCUGGAACAUAUCCUGGAUAUCAUCAUCACCACUAUGACGCCGCAGCGAUCUCCAUCCCAAAAGCCAGUACCAGCCAAUCUGCUCUUCCUCAGUGCGCGUUACGCGCACUACCACGCUAGUCCUGAGCUGCUUGCGACUCUACUAACCUCAGCUACGGAAAAAAUUAAUGACGUGGUUGAACGCCAUCAAUGGGAUAUGACCAUGCAGGCGUUUUGGCUGUCCAAUGCCACGCUGUUGCUUCAUUAUCUAAAGAAAGACCCGGGUCUGGUGGAAUCUACAGUUGAAUUCCAACUCCACCUCGCAGAACUGAUUAAUGAAAUCUUCGUUCUCAUCAUUCGCGACGCCGAGCGCCGAAUGAACAAAGUCCUGGAUUCGGCAAUGCUGGACCACGAGACCAUUCCUGGACUGGAGGACAUUGCAUUCCAAAAUGAAUGGAAGCUUUUCCGAUCCAAGAACAAGUCCAAAACCCCUGAACCUGCAGAGAAGCGGUUCCGUCCUCCUUCGCCCCGGCGGCGAGCUCAAGUAUCCCCGAGGAAUAUCACCUCGUUAUUAUCUUCGACCCUGUUUGUUCUCGACCUCUAUGACGUCCACUCGGUGAUCACCACCCAAAUCCUUUCCCAGCUCCUGUACUGGCUUAGUGCGGAGAUUUUCAACCGAAUUGUGACCACAAAACGCUACCUCGCGCGCACGAAGGCGAUGCAGAUCCGCAUGAACGUUUCAACGUUAGAGGAUUGGGCGCGCACCAACAACCGGCACCCGGAACACUACGAAAACGGAUCCACCACCAGCAGCGGGGAUACAACUAUGGAUGCCGCGAGACAACAUUUGGCUCCGGUUAUCCAACUUCUCCAGUGGCUGCAAUGCUUCUCGUCACUCGGAGACGAUCAUGAGUCCCUUGUGACAACGCUGCUCCAACUUCAACAACUGACCCCUACCCAACUUCUCCAUGCGGUCAAGUCGUACCGUCCCGAGGUGGGCGAGAAAGGGCUCACCAAACAGGCCAUGAAGUUUCUUCUGGAGUACCAGCGUGAUCCGGAUAUGUUGUUCCGGGAACAGCAAAGAAUCCAAGACGAGAAGGAGAAAGCCGCCGCCGCCCCUGUACCCGAAGCUGCUGCUGAGGCUCGGCCGAAGACGCCUUCCAGAGACCAACCUCAACCCCCGGCUGACGGAGCACCCGAAGUUCCGACAUCCCCGGAUCCAGGGCCAGCAUCGCCAGCAUCGAUAGCUGCAUCUUCGCGGCCUACAAGUAUGAUCGCGGCGCCAAAGACGGACGAUCGGCCCGGCGUCAACGGCAUUUUCCUGGACCCGACACUCUUCCUGCCAUUCUCCCUGCCGACCAGCACAGACAUGCUUAUCAGCUACGGCGCAGGAUUCGGCGGGACCAACCGCGAACGCGCGCGCAAGUACAUCCCCACCGUCCCUCCGGAAGUCCUGAGCCGAUUCGACCGAGGCGAGGUAUAA